This is a messenger RNA of Klebsormidium nitens, 887 nucleotides long. NCBI's taxonomy places the organism in Eukaryota, Viridiplantae, Streptophyta, Klebsormidiophyceae, Klebsormidiales, Klebsormidiaceae. The record is from the annotation of a GenBank genome assembly.
CACCUCCCUUCCGACCAGAUCACACACUGACACACAUGUGCGCAGGGCAGAACCUGGUCAUCAUCAUGCGCGGGGAGCGUUUCAUGGCGGAAUCACCACGUUGAACACGGAGCAGCAGCAUGGCUCUGCGGGGAGUGUGGCAGCUGAAGCGCUUGGUGAUCAGCUUCUGUGAUUUCUCGGGGAGCAGCAAGGGGGCGCGGGACUUUGCUUUGAAGGGCCAGCUCGAGGAGUUCAUCAAGGCCAACCCACAAAUUAGAAUCCUGACGCACAUCAACCGGGGCCAGCAUCCGUAUUUAAAAGGCACAUACGCGAACCUUUCUGAGCACAGCGUUGGGGUGAAGAACCAAGACAGCAAGGCCAUAUUGGAGGCCGCUCUGACUCUCCGGAACGCCACGGGGAGGAAAACGACGCUUCCAUUGCGGAACAGGCAGGUCACGAGGACGCCCAGUAUACAGGGGACUUGGACGCCUUUCUCAAAAAUACGGGCCACGACGGUCCGAGAAAAUAUCGAGCAAUAACAAAGAUGGGCUGCCACCUUGGGGGUGCAUGAAAGCUCCGUUUGUAGAUUCAUGUUGAGGCGCUCUUGUAUAUACCAAGUCAUUGAUAGUUGAAGUCCUUUCUCGGCAAGUUUGUUCGCUAAGGCUUGAUAGAUUCAUCUGUCAACGGUCAAUGAAGUCGACGGUUGCCCUUAGGGGCAUGUCAAUCCCCUGAUUUAUAUCUGAGGAAGUUCAGCAAGUCAUUUUAACGAAACUUGCCGGUCCGGCCAGGCACAGUAUUAACUUCUUGGUAUCGCGCUGUACCAAAGACAAAGCAUUCAGACUACAAUUGCGAGAUUUGGAGUUUAACUUAUGCGCACCUGGUUGCGCACUGAAUGACUUGCAUGUUCG